Centropristis striata (black sea bass) is the source of this 1934-nucleotide messenger RNA. RefSeq names its product glycoprotein-N-acetylgalactosamine 3-beta-galactosyltransferase 1-like. The transcript has 4 exons. The coding region runs from base 94 to 1092 and encodes 332 amino acids. Gene Ontology annotation, cellular component: membrane. The record is from RefSeq and is a predicted model, not a curated record. Gene Ontology annotation, molecular function: N-acetylgalactosaminide beta-1,3-galactosyltransferase activity. NCBI's taxonomy places the organism in Eukaryota, Metazoa, Chordata, Actinopteri, Perciformes, Serranidae.
AAGCAGCUGUAUGAGAGGAGGGGGAUGUCCGCUGCGCCUCUCUUCUGAAGGAGACAGAAAGCCCAGGGCUCAUCCUUGAAGAGGUGGCACCGAAUGAUGAGGUACAUUACGUCUAAGUUAAUCUUCACCACCGGACUGGUGAUGGGGUUUCUUUCCCUUCGCUUUCUGUUGAUCUCGAACUUUUCAACAGAACAAGCCCCUUUUUUAAUGAGCACUGUCCAGCAUGACGCCAAACGCGAUCUGCAGCGUGUACAUUCAGUUAAGAACACAAGCUCAGAAGCUAAUUCCUCGAACGCAACACGGAUCUUGUGCUGGAUCAUGACGGGCCCCAAGUAUCUGGAAUCCCGAACCAAGCACAUCAGGGAAACCUGGGCCAAGCACUGUGACGUAGUGCUGUACAUGAGCUCCGUUCAGACUGACUUCCCCACCGUGGCGCUGAACGUGAGUGAGGGGAGGGAAAACCUGUACUGGAAGACCAUUCGAGCCUUUCAGUACAUCCACCAGCACCACCUGGACGAGGCCGACUGGUUCCUGAAAGCAGACGACGACACGUUUGUGGUCGUAGAGAAUCUACGCUACGCCUUGUCCAAAUUCGAUCCGGAGAAGCCGUUGUACCUGGGCAGAAGGUUUAAACCCUUCAUCCGUCAAGGCUACAUGAGUGGAGGAGCGGGUUAUGUCCUCAGUAAAGAAGCAGUGAAAAGAUUUGUCAAAGGAUUUGAUACUGGUGAAUGCACCCACUUCUCAACUAUAGAGGACAUGGCUAUGGGCAAAUGUAUGGAGACGAUGAAGGUGGAGGCAGCAGACACCAGAGAUGUGAAAGGGAGACAAAGGUUUCAUCCUUAUCCUCCGGACCAUUACCUGAUCAGACAGCCACCAAGACAACGGCCUUGGUAUCUGAUUUACGACUACUAUCCUCCAAUAGAGGGUCCAGGUUGCUGCUCAGAUUUGGUUGUAUCCUUUCACUACAUUCAUGCUGUCCAGAUGUAUGUUUUGGACUACCUGACACACCAUCUGCGGCCAUAUGGAUACAAACACAGAUUUAAUCCAGAUGAAGGACACACCACACACCAAACUACACCGAGAUCCACUUAACAUGCUGGUGUGUGCACAGCAGCUUCUACAGUAAUUGGAGAAGGGGUUGAGGGUGUUGGCAGGUUGUAGAGCCAAGCUUAACUUACUUACCAUGAUAUAUUAAUAUCUCCUUCAUCAAAACUUUAUGAUUUAAGGCUUUUCAGGAUUUAAAUAUGUUGAUUUCCUCAACCUGCUUAAGUAUUCCUGCCAAGGCCUGAUUUUAAACUGUGAAAACUGUGUUCAUGACAAUUGGUGGUCUGUUUUACCAAGCUGCUACUUUGCACAUCAUAAGAGAUAAAGAAAGGUAAUUUUAAUAUGUGUGCCUUGGGUCUGUCUUGCUUAGUUUUGUAUUCAAUGACAGUCCUAAAAAGUUGUACUGUAGCUCAAGAAGUGUGUCUUUGUCGGGGAACACAUUUGUAUAUGUCAUGUAUGUCAUAUUCUGUGUUGAAGUUAAUGUAAGAAAACAAAGGAUCUAAAUGCCUAACAUAAAAAAAAAUGAUGUAUAAUUGAAGAAAAAGUUGGAUAAAGGGAUGAAAACAGGUUAUGAUACCUGGUUCUUCUGCCAACAGAGCAGCAGUUUUCUCUAUAUGGCCACCUAAAUAAUAAUCUAUGGUCAAAUGUGCGAAAAAUUGUUCCUGAUGGUUGUCCCAUGAUCUGAUUAAGUGACGAGUAGGUGGCCACCAGAGCAUAAAUGUUGUGUGGUCAAUAUGACUAGAUAGGUACUACAAACGCAGUCCAUUUAUCAUUUGACUCUUCUUAGCCGCUAGCAUCAGUUAGUCGCUAGCUUUUGCUAAUGACCGAAUUUCACUGCCUUCCCGGGUUUCACAACAAAGAAAUAAGAGUUAGCAGAACUAUAUUGUCCC